Molecule: messenger RNA, 2953 nt
Organism: Dunckerocampus dactyliophorus (ringed pipefish)
Lineage: Eukaryota; Metazoa; Chordata; Actinopteri; Syngnathiformes; Syngnathidae
Gene: mau2
Product: MAU2 sister chromatid cohesion factor
Exons: 18
Coding region: 31-1827 (598 amino acids)
Biological process (GO): mitotic sister chromatid cohesion; maintenance of mitotic sister chromatid cohesion
Cellular component (GO): chromatin; SMC loading complex
Molecular function (GO): protein binding; double-stranded DNA binding
Source: RefSeq, a predicted model, not a curated record
GCGCUGAAAAACUUGUUGUUGUCGGGGAAAAUGGCGUCAAACGUAGAAGCCCCGGAGCGCUGGUACCUCGCCCUACUUGGCUUCGCGGAGCAUUUCCGAACCUCUAGCCCUCCCAAAAUACGCCUAUGCGUGCAUUGUCUGCAGGCCGUGUUUCAGUUUAAGCCGCCACAGAGGAUUGAGGCCCGUACGCAUCUCCAACUGGGCUCGGUUCUCUACCACCACACCAAGAACAGCGAGCUGGCCCGGAGCCACCUGGAGAAGGCGUGGUUUAUUUCCCAGCAAGUCCCCCAGUUUGAAGAUGUCAAGUUUGAGGCUGCAAGCAUUUUAUCUGAACUCUUCUGCCAACAGAAUUUGGUGGACUCUGCAAAGCCCCUUUUGCGCAAGGCCAUCCAGAUUUCUCAACAAACACCCUACUGGCACUGCAGGCUGUUGUUCCAGCUGGCGCAACUUCACACGCUGGAGAAAGACUUGGUGUCGGCAUGCGACCUGCUGGGUGUGGGAGCAGAGUACGCCCGCGUUGUGGGCUCAGAAUACACCAGGGCGUUGUUUCUCCUCAGUAAAGGAAUGCUGCUGCUAAUGGAGAGGAAGCUAGGGGAGGUGCAUCCCCUGCUCACGCUCUGCGGAACCAUUGUAGAGAACUGGCAGGGAAACCCCAUCCAGAAGGAGUCCCUGAGGGUCUUCUUCUUGGUCCUGCAGGUCACACACUACCUGGAUGCUGGACAGGUAAAGAGUGUCAAGCCAUGUCUGAAGCAGCUGCAGCAGUGCAUCCAGACCAUUUCUACACUCCAUGACGAUGAGAUUCUGCCAAGUAACCCAGCUGACCUCUUUCACUGGCUCCCUAAGGAGCACAUGUGUGUUCUUGUAUAUCUGGUGACAGUGAUGCACUCGAUGCAAGCAGGUUACCUGGAGAAAGCACAGAAGUACACAGACAAGGCUCUAAUGCAACUAGAGAAACUAAAAAUGUUGGACUGCAGCCCGAUCCUUUCUACCUUUCAAGUCAUUCUACUGGAGCACAUAAUCAUGUGCAGGCUUGUCACAGGCCACAAGGCCACUGCAUUACAGGAGAUCUCACAGGUGUGUCAGCUUUGCCAACAGUCUCCCAGGUUAUUCACCAACCAUGCUGCUCAGCUCCAUACGUUAUUAGGCCUUUACUGUAUCUCAGUCAACUGUAUGGAUAACGCGGAGGCGCAGUUUACCACAGCCUUGCGGCUCACCACACACCAGGAGCUAUGGACUUACAUUGUCACCAACUUGGCCAGUGUCUACAUUAGGGAAGGAAACCGACAUCAAGAGUUGUACAGUCUCCUAGAGAGAAUAAACCCAGACCAUAACUUCCCAGUGAGCUCACACUGCCUCCGCGCCGCUGCCUUUUACAUCCGGGGACUGCUUUCCUUCUUCCAAGGCCGCUACAAUGAGGCAAAACGCUUCUUGAGAGAAACCCUGAAGAUGUCCAAUGCCGAGGACCUGAACAGACUGACCGCCUGCUCGCUUGUUCUGCUGGGCCACAUCUUCUACGUACUGGGCAACCACAGAGAAAGCAACAACAUGGUUGUACCUGCCAUGCAGCUCGCCAGCAAGAUUCCCGAUAUGUCCGUGCAGCUUUGGUCCUCUGCACUGUUAAAGGAUUUGAACAAGGCGCUUGGCAACACCAUGGAUGCCCACGAAGCAGCCCAGAUGCACCAGAACUUCUCCCAGCAGCUUCUGCAGGACCACAUCGCAGCCUGCAGCCUCCCCGAGCACAACCUCAUUAGUUGGACCGAUGGCCCUCCUCCUGUCCAGAUCCAAGCCCAGAACGGCCCCACUACCAGCCUGGCAAGCCUGCUAUGAGGAGGACUUUGUACUAUGUAUGUGUGCGUGACUGUGUGUGUGUGUGUGUGUGUGUAUGCACGCGUGUGUAGCUGGUACAUUAUCACAUGCAACCAAAUGACAUCUAAGAAGUUGCUAUCCACAUAAUUUUAGUCCAGAUUGAAUUAGAUUUUAUUUCCUGGUUCUCUGCUAUCACAUUUGCAUUUGCUGUAAAACAAUUACCACUACUGUUGUUCGUCUAGUUGGGGCUGGACUCUGAGACCUUCUCCACUUCCACCGUUGAGACCCUUCCUCUACAAUUGCCAGCUUUCUUUUCCAUUUGUAGGGAAAACCAGGCGAUAGACAGGAGGGUAGUAAAGAUGUAGAAGAAAUUAAUUUAUUAUUCAUGUUGAUAUUUUUGUAUCUGUUGUUAAAUAUUUGACCAUCAUGCUGUCAUUAUGUUUUGUUUUGUUUUGUAUGGAUGCAUUUGUUUUCAUGCAUGGAAGUUGCUGAUGUGGACUCCUUGUACAUUAGUUUCUCACCCGGGUUUGCGAAUAAGAUAUUCUUGGUAGAUAUUUUUUGCACAAAAUCCAUAUUAGAGAAGUAAAGACCUCUUGUAAUAUAUUUUUCACACAAUAAUCAGUUGAAAUGUCACAUUUUUGCAAAUUUUUUGGAGUGUGGAUGCAUUUCUAAAAAAAAAAGUGUUCAGUGUUCAUUAUGGAUCAGAUGUCUGCGUUGAGUUUUAUAAUAUUGUGUUGGCUUUUCAAUGAUGCCACUGUUUUUCCUUUCAUAAUAUAUUAAUUUUAUGUAUUAAUUUCCACAAAUCAAGUUCAGGUGUUUUUCAGCUAACGGUAACCUUCAAAUUGUGUUGAUUUUGUUUUUUUACAUUUUUAAAAUCUGUCCCUGUUAGUUCUACUCAAUUGUGUUCUUGACAGUUUCUGUGUACAAAUUUGGCUCUCAUCGAACCUUUUAUUGUACAUGGCAUUUUAUAAAGUCCAAUUUAGGCAAGUGUCAUGUAUUUUUAGCCCUAAUGGUGUAGAAUAAUCUCAAUGCUUGGUAUUUAAGACACUGUUACGGACACAGUUUAAGCUUGAGUACUAGUUCAGCUAUCAAUGCUUAUGUUUUUAAUGCUGAUGUUUUCAAUAAUUUUCCAAUAAAAACAUGAAAU